AACAGCCAAGCGCUUAUUGACUGCGCGUAUUGUCGUCUUGACAUCUGCUGGUACGCGGCAAGACGACGGGCGAGAGCAACGAGAUGAGGCGAGCCGUGCCGGUAGUCGUGGGGAAGAUGAAAGUAUCUUUGCGGCAGGAGUGCGAACACCAGAACAAUCAGCGUCGAGGAUACGUUUAUGCCUGCGUGAAGCGGAGAUGCUUCUCGAUUCGUUUCAUUUUGCGGAGGAGCCACGAAGGGACGCGACCACAUGUCGCCCACAGGAAAAUACGAGGAGACUUCAUGAUGACACUCGAGAGACGAUGAUCGAUUCGGAACAAAUAUUGUCACCAUCGCGAGGCUUCGAAGAGACAAUAGAAAUUGCAGCUGGGAAUUUGCUAACGGUACGCAUGAUCGAGGUUAUGGCAGCCGCGGGACUCGAGCACGGUCGAAAGCUGAAUGCGUUGACACGUUGUUGUUACACGAAUUAUAUGACUUGCGCUGAGCGCGUGCGCAUCAUGCGUGCGCUCGCGCGGAUGCCUAGCCUAGGAUCUGAAGUACAUAUGUUUGUAAGAGCGAUUUUGAGUACGACGUCGUCGGAAGGAGCUUGCGCUAUUUUCUCUCUGAACCAGGAAAUGGAGAUCAUCGACAGUUGCGCUUUACUGAACAUGUUUCCCCGCUCCUUUUUCACGGAAGAGCGACGGGUCUUUCAGGGUCCGGAACUCUCCAUUGCUCUCGAGGACGGCAAAAUCUCGGUACGGGAUCUAAUUUUCGUUUUACGCGCUUUGGGAAGACUCCAGCUUCGCCCCGGUGGGGAGUUCUUCAGUGUCCUCCUCACUCGAAUUCACGAAAGCGGUAUUGCGCUACGCUACCCGUCGCUCGUUGCCUAUGAGCUAUUUCGCUUGGAUCUUUGGCAUCCACAAAUUUUCGAGCAAAUCCUACUCGCACAACCUGAUGAACUAGGUGAUGUUCCGAAACAGAACAAAAAUGAGAUAUCAGCAGACGUAGACGAAGAUGAGCGCAAUCAUGAGCAAGCAGCCCUAGAACGGGAGGUGCAAGACGACAAAAAAGAAAUAGGCCUGGUGGAGGCAGCAGACAGAGGUGACGAUGAAGACGAGGACGAAGCAAGUCUCUUUCACGAUGACGAGGCCGAUGAGGGUACCCUGGAAGAUGGAUGUUCGACACCUGGUCGCUGCACACCUCACCCUGAAAAACGUUUGUUACAUCAGACGUCGCCGGCUUCAUCAUCCCCAAAUGAGACCUCCUCUCUGCACCGUGAUCGCCGGCGACCGGUUUUGGGCAUGAAGAGCGCAACCAAUUUGUUGCUUUCCUUGGCGUAUUUUUCGAUUGAAUGCGGCGACUUCGCUUCGCAGUUGUUCCGCGACGUGCAACGUGUGAUGCAGGUGCCAGACAGUCACAUUUGCGGAAAGGACGGCUCCGUUGUGGUGACCUCGCGGUCAAAGUUGCAUGCUGCUCUCUCGCAGAUGAAAAUCAUCGAAAUCACAUUAAGGACCAAGUUUUGGCCGCAACAACUUCCACCCUUGGUUCGUGGAUGGUUACGCAAAGUCCGCUUUGCGGGCGCUCUCCCAGAAUUCGCUCACACAAAUUCCGCUUUCCAGAAGGACCUGAAAAUGCACUUGGAAAAGCUCCAAGUCGACUUCGACACAGAGGUCACCGUCGGGCCUUAUCAAGUGGACUUUCUGUUAUGUCAACCUAAGCCACAGCACAUAUCAACCAUAGGAGUUCCACUUCCACAGCCGCCGUGGUUCUUGUCCAUGUUUUGAUGAGACAAUUAUAGAUACAAGCACUAGCUGCGAAUCAUCUGAGUCACUCUCACUUCUCUUCUUUCCCUAGAAGUAGUUGAGUAUGAGGUCGAGUUGUUUAUGAAAUGCACUAGAUGCUAAGCACUUGCUUCCGUUGUACUUUUUCGUUCAUAAUUUCUUCCGAGUCCAACGCCACUUGCAACGAAAAGUCUGGUAAUCGAGGCACAGGGACCGACGCAUUACUACCGCAAACUUGCACAAAUAGCUACAGGUAGCACUACGCCGUCUUCGGCGUCUCGGCGCUGCACGACAGAGGACACAGUCGUUGACGACUACUUGAGGCCUCGACCUGAUCUCGUCGACUCGGAACGGCAGCUGGUGGAGAAUACGGAAGCUGCUUCACCGCCUGAGGAAGAAAGCGGUGAUGCAAUGGGAGCAGCUUCUCGUGCGAGGAAGAAUCGUGUGCAUCAAGAUAGGCUGGAUGAAGAAAACUCCUCGGGUCCCACACGAGCAGAGUUGACGCGAGAACGCGCUCGCGUGAAGGCAGCACAAGCCGAGGAACUUCUGCGAAGCCAAGCUGCGCCAGAGCCGGGGCGCGGUGCUGUUGCGCGUUGGUACGAUAUUGGCGCGCCGAUGACGGCGACGACAAAGCUAAAGCACGUACUUCUGCAGCGUUUAGGCCACGAGGUACUACACGUGCCGAUCGCUGAGUGGGUACAGCUUCGCACGGCGCGCGAGAAGGAAACGUUCCUACGUCGAAAAAUCAGGAAGCAUUCGGGGAAACCAUUGGACCACGUGCCAAGUGCGGCCUCCGGUCCUCCGUGA
Amoebophrya sp. A25 is the source of this 2566-nucleotide messenger RNA. The record is from the annotation of a GenBank genome assembly. NCBI's taxonomy places the organism in Eukaryota, Dinophyceae, Syndiniales, Amoebophryaceae.